Phytophthora infestans T30-4 is the source of this 1340-nucleotide messenger RNA. RefSeq names its product 3-ketoacyl-CoA thiolase A. The transcript has a single exon. Bases 31 to 1266 code for a protein of 411 amino acids. Gene Ontology annotation, molecular function: acetyl-CoA C-acyltransferase activity. Gene Ontology annotation, cellular component: peroxisome. The record is from RefSeq and is a predicted model, not a curated record. Gene Ontology annotation, biological process: fatty acid beta-oxidation; phenylacetate catabolic process. NCBI's taxonomy places the organism in Eukaryota, Oomycota, Peronosporomycetes, Peronosporales, Peronosporaceae.
UCGCGCUCGAUUCGCUUCGUCUCCUUAAGUAUGGACCGCAUCAAUCGUAUCCGCUCGCACGUGGCCAACGGCUCGCCCGCUCCUGCGACGCCCAAGGAAGACGUGGUCAUCGUGUCGGCGCUGCGCACGCCCAUCACCAAGGCUCGUCGCGGCGGGUUUAAGGACACCACGCCCGACGUGCUGCUGGGCCACGUGCUUCAGGCCGUCCUCAAGCAGGCCAAGGUGGAUCCCAAGCUUGUUGGUGACAUCGUGGUGGGCAACGUACUACAGCCCGGCGCGGGUGCCGGCAUGGCCCGCAUGGCCCAACUGGCCGCAGGCGUCCCGCACACGGUGCCACUGCACGUGGUUAACCGCCAGUGCAGCUCCGGUUUGCAGGCCGUGGCCAAUGUCACGGCGGCCAUUAAGGCCGGUUACUACGAUAUCGGUAUCGCGGCCGGUGUCGAGUGUAUGUCGCUGGCCGGAAUCGGCAACGACGCACCGACAGUCAACUGGGAACGUGUCGGACAAGUGCAGGACGCCAUGGACUGCACAGUACCCAUGGGUAUUACGAGCGAGAACGUGGCCGAGAAUUACGGGAUCUCACGCACCAAACAGGACGAGCUGGCGGCUCUUUCGCACGCCAAGGCGGCCGCAGCUCAGGCUAACGGGUGGUUCAAGGAGGAGAUCACGCCCGUGUCCACUAUCAUUAAAGACAAGGACGGCAACGAGAAAUCGGUCAUCAUCUCGCAGGAUGACGGUGUACGCGCCGGCACGACCGCGGAAAAGCUGGCCAAGCUGAAGCCGGCGUUCAAGGAGGGCGGAUCCACCACGGCCGGCAAUUCGAGCCAGGUCAGCGACGGCGCGGCCGCCGUGCUGCUGAUGCGCCGCUCUGUGGCCAAGAAGAUGGGCCUGCCGAUCCUCGGGCGCUUCGUGUCGUACGCUGUGGCCGGUGUGCCUCCCGCUCUGAUGGGCGUUGGCCCGGCCUACGCCAUCCCUGAGGCCCUGCAAAAGGCAGGCCUGAGCCAGGACCAGAUCGACGUGUUUGAGAUCAACGAGGCGUUCGCCAGCCAGGCCACGUACUGCGUCGAGAAGCUGGGUAUUCCUAUUGAGAAGGUGAAUCCCAAGGGCGGUGCCAUUGCUCUUGGCCACCCUCUAGGCUGCACCGGUGCUCGCCAGAUGUCGACGCUGCUGUACGAACUUAAGCGAAAGAACCAGCGCUUCGGAGUCAUCUCCAUGUGCAUUGGCACGGGCAUGGGCGCUGCUGCUGUUAUCGAGCGCGAGCUUUAGGCUGCUAAAGAGUUGCCAAGGAGGAGAGAGAGACGUGGUUAUCUGUGCUUGUCAAAACCUAUUAAAAUCCCUGA